GAAGGCAGCAACCUAUUUAUCGUAAUAUCUGUAUUUUAUUUAGUAUCUAAUGCUUAUGUCACUAAUGCAUCUUUUUCAUAUGAAGCUGUAUAAUGUUUUCCACUCUAGGCUAGGCUAACCCCAUUAGUUCUAACUGUUAUUAAAGCUAGCUGUCAGCUUUUCCUUCCAGUAGGCUAAUGCUAUCAGCUAAUUCUCAACAAGGAGAAUGAAGCUGGAGGAAAGUAAAAACAGGCUGAGCUUGAAUGUAAAGUUAAUAUGGACGGCAGAAGGAGACUAUUUAGCUCCAAUGACAGCGCUUUACAAAACCCCCCCUGCUCCCAUGGCUCACAUGAUGGCUCAGCUAAACUGUGGCACAGCACUCCGGUUAAAAAGGCAGAUGGUGGUUCUCCCCUUGAUGCUAAGCAACCAUCUGGUCUAACCAGAGGGAAGUUGGGCGGUUUCUCCUCCCAGUGGGUCCAAAGUGAUGCUGCAGAUCCCUGCUCUGCUCAUCAUGUACAGGAUGCUGAGCUUCCUGUAAAAGACCUGAGCGUCUCCACCCUCCAGAGGCAGAGAAAGGAGCUUCAGCUCCUAAUGGCUGAGCUAAAGGACAGGGAGCGGGAGCUGAACGCCAUGUCUGCUUCCCAUCAUAAGCAGCACCAGGCCUGGGAACAAGACCGUCACACCAUGGUGAUGUUGGAGCGCAGGUGUGCUGGUUUGGAGGAAGAGUUGCAGAGCCGCAAUGAGGUGAUUCGAGUCCUGACUAAACAUGUGGGCGUUGUGGAAAGCAGAGAGAAAGUGAUGGAGAAGGAGCUGGGUGAAGCGAAGCAGCUGAUCUGUGAACUGGAAAAGAAACAGCAGCACAUCAAUGAAAAGUGUCAGGACUAUGAGCAGCCGCUUCAGAUGCCUCAGAUUGCCAGAUAG
This is a messenger RNA of Cyprinodon variegatus (sheepshead minnow), 900 nucleotides long. RefSeq names its product coiled-coil domain containing 62 (gene ccdc62). The coding region runs from base 256 to 900 and encodes 214 amino acids. The record is from RefSeq and is a predicted model, not a curated record. Lineage: Eukaryota; Metazoa; Chordata; Actinopteri; Cyprinodontiformes; Cyprinodontidae. The transcript is spliced from 6 exons.